Molecule: messenger RNA, 1254 nt
Organism: Rhodamnia argentea
Lineage: Eukaryota; Viridiplantae; Streptophyta; Magnoliopsida; Myrtales; Myrtaceae
Exons: 2
Coding region: 247-1254 (335 amino acids)
Source: RefSeq, a predicted model, not a curated record
UCUCUGCUGUACUUUCUGUGUGUUGGGUGUGAAAAUGGAGAUAUGGGUGUUUGAGCUUUCUAAAGAUAUGCACUCCUCCUUCUAAAGUCUCAAGCUUUUUCUCUUCUCCUCCUCUCAAAACCAGGCCCUCUCUUCCUCUUUUCACUCUCUCUCUCUUCACUUCUUCUUCUUCUUCUUCUUCUUCAUCAUCAAUUCAUCUUCCCAAGUCACAGUCUCUUUGCUCUUCCCUCUUCCAUCUUUGUUUGCAUGGAUCCUUCGUCCACGAGCUCCGUCAAUGGCUUCUACACGUUCCUCACCCGGGGGAUCGACGACCUCGAGCGCAGCUACCUCGCCUCCCCCGGCGGGGCCAUGUCGAUCCAGUUCCUGCAGCGGGCGCUCGCCCUGCUCCGCUCCUUCCACUCCAGCCUCACCCUCCUCGUGCAGAAGCUCCACCUCCCCGCCGGCGACAAGUGGCUCGACGAGUACAUGGACGAGAGCUCCAAGCUCUGGGACGCCUGCCACCUCCUCAAGUCCGGCGUCUCCGCCCUGGAGUCCUUCUACUCCUCCGCCAUCGACAUCGUCUCCUCCCUCGACCUCCACCGCCGCCUGUCCCCCCAGCUCUCUCGCCAGUUGACGCGGGCGAUCGCGGCGUGCGGGAGGGAGGCGGCAGGGCUGGAGGAGGAGAACAGGGCGCUGGUGGAGGCCCGGAUGGGGCAGCUGUCGCGGCUGCGGUUCGACGACCGCGCCGCCGGGGAGCCCCGGCUCAACGGAUUCAACGGGUUCCGGGGCGUUCUGUACGCGAUGCGGAACGUGAGCUCGCUCCUCCUCACGGUCCUCCUCUCGGGGCUGGUAUACCACUGCCAGGAGCAGAGCUUCUUCUCCGCCCGGGCUUACGGCGGCGGGUGCGAGUACGAGCGGCCGUGCACGCUGUUCGGGUCGGGGAUAAUGAUAUCGGCGGCGCGGCUAGAGCAGACGAUAGGGGAGGAGAUGAACCGGAGGAGGGGGAACGGGAGGAGGGCGAUGAUAAUGGUGGAGGAGUACAGGAGAGCGAGGGCGGGAAUGGAGGAGAUGAGGGGGUGUCUGGAAGGCGGGGCGGCGGGGGUGGGGGCGGAGGACGAGGACGGGGGAGGGAUGAGGGAGAGGGUGGAGGAGGUGAGGGGGUGUUUGGGGGCGUUGAGGGACGGGGUGGAAGGGGUGGUCGGGCAGCUGGAUGAUUUCUUUGAUGAGAUCGCGGAAGGGAGGAAGAAGCUCUUGGAUUUCUGCAGCCACAGAUGA